AACUUUAGGUUUUGUUACCUCACAUACACAUAUAUAAAUGUUGUGAGGUAUAUAGGUCUGAAUGUCUUGGCACACACUGGUUUGCACAAACCCGUGCUGAGAUGCCACAGUGAACCUCCUCACACAGAAGGCAAGUCAACUGAAAAAAAUCGGUGUUGACAGCAGCUCUCCUCUGUGAGGAACAGGGUAGUAGCAGUAGCUAGAGAGUGAGUUGAGGGAGGGGGGAGUGAGAGUCUGAGAGAGAGGGAGAGGGAGAGAGACUUGUGCACUGAGUUCCAGCCUCAGCCUCUAUUGUGGUAAGCAGGCAAGGGAAGGCGUAUAAGGAGCGGGCUUUAAACCCACAGGCGCAACACUGGUAACCGCUGUAGAGACCCUCGAAAUCGGAGGACAAGGCAACAUGGAGGAGGACAUGGAUGAGGGACAGACCCAGAAGGGAUGUAUGGAGUGUUGUCUGAAAUGUCUAGGGGGCAUCCCUUAUCCAUCCCUGAUUGCCACCAUCCUGCUAUAUGCUGGGGUGGCGCUGUUCUGUGGAUGUGGACAUGAAGCUCUUUCUGGAACGGUCACCAUCCUCCAGAACUACUUUGAGGUGAUCAGGGCACCUGGAGAUGCCUUGGAUGUCUUUACAAUCAUUGACAUUAUCAAGUACGUGAUCUACGGCAUUGCCUCUGCAUUCUUUGUGUAUGGCAUUCUCCUGAUGGUAGAAGGCUUCUUCACCAGUGGAGCGAUCAAGGACUUGUAUGGAGACUUCAAGAUCACCACCUGUGGACGCUGUGUCAGUGCAUGGUUCAUCAUGCUGACAUACAUCUUCAUGUUGGCUUGGCUGGGUGUGACAGCAUUCACCUCUUUGCCUGUCUUCGUGUAUUUCAACAUCUGGACCAUUUGCCAAAACUCGACUGCCCUGGUGGGAGCAAGUUUAUGUUUUGACCCACGCCAGUUUGGUGUUGUGCCCAUUGGAGAGAAGAGGACUGUAUGUGUAGGAACAGAGAUGUUCAGCAAAAUGUGUGGAUCAAAUGAGCUGGAUAUGACAUUCCAUCUGUUUGUCUGUGCACUGGCUGGGGCUGGAGCAGCUGUUAUUGCAAUGAUCCACUACCUGAUGGUGCUGUCUGCCAACUGGGCCUAUGUGAAGGACGCAUGUAAAAUGCAGAAAUACGAGGACUGCAAGUCCAAGGAGGAGCAGGAGCUGCAUGACAUCCAUUCUACGCGCUCCAAGGAACGGCUCAAUGCCUACACAUAAGACAGGAAGCAGCGGUGAGGGCGAGAGGACCCACAGUGCCUUCACUUCCUGUUGAUGGGAGUUUUGGCACUGGUGCAGUCCAGGUGGUGUGUCAUAUGACCAACCCCAUGGCCAACCCAUUACCUCUCGCACAAACAUUAUUAUUAUUAUUAUUAUUAUUAUUAUUAUGUGUUAGUGCUGUAGUAUUGUAUAGGUUUUUUCACAUUAUUGUUUUUUUUUUUUUUUUUCUUUUUUAAGAAAUUGUGCAGUUCCUUUUUUCCACCACAUACUAAACUUUUUGAAUACAUUUAUCUUUUUGGACAACAUUUUUCAUCAAAACUGUACAUGAAUCAUUCUUAUGUAGAGGGUCGGUUUUGGGGUUUAAAAAAGCACAUUUUUCAUGUGUAUUUGUCUCUUAAGGUGUCAUUAUAAAAGACUUAAAACAUGAACAUUUUUUUUUUUUUUUUUUUUGGUUAAAAGAUAAAUAAUUAUCUGUCUUUCUCUCUCCCUCUCUCUCUCUGUGUCUCUCUCUAUCUCCCUCUCUUUCUCUCCUUCUUUUUUAAUAAUUAGAAGGUAAAAAGCCCGAAACCAGCAGAUGGCUUGUUCAUUUUGCUAUAUUUUGGUAAAAGAAAACAAACAAACAAAAAAAAAAAAAAAAAAAAAAAAAAAACUAAA
Messenger RNA from Myxocyprinus asiaticus (Chinese sucker), 1888 nucleotides. It is a transcript of the gene gpm6aa, whose product is annotated as glycoprotein M6Aa. Gene Ontology annotation, biological process: neuron projection development. The record is from RefSeq and is a predicted model, not a curated record. Lineage: Eukaryota; Metazoa; Chordata; Actinopteri; Cypriniformes; Catostomidae. Gene Ontology annotation, cellular component: neuronal cell body; plasma membrane; filopodium. The transcript has 7 exons. Bases 398 to 1234 code for a protein of 278 amino acids.